AUGGAGUCCAGCGUCUGCCACCUGGGCGGCAUCAUCGUGCGCGAUCUGAGCUGCGUGGUGUCAAACUACCGCUCGGUCAAGACCGUUGACCAGUACUGCAAGGAGCAGAACGUCAUCGGCAUCUCUGACCUGGACACGCGCUCCCUCACCAAGCGCCUGCGCGAGACCGGCUGCCUGGUUGGCGCCCUGUCGACCGACGCGUCCAAGUCUGACGAGGAGCUGGUUGAGGCGGCCAAGAACUGGACCAUCGUGGGCAAGGACCUGCUCAGCGUGCGGGGUGGAUAUGAAGAGGGCAAGGGGCAGGGGCGUCGUCGACGCUGA
Messenger RNA from Monoraphidium neglectum, 321 nucleotides. Its product is annotated as carbamoyl-phosphate synthase small subunit. Lineage: Eukaryota; Viridiplantae; Chlorophyta; Chlorophyceae; Sphaeropleales; Selenastraceae. The transcript is spliced from 4 exons. The record is from RefSeq and is a predicted model, not a curated record. Bases 1 to 321 code for a protein of 106 amino acids.